Ciona intestinalis (vase tunicate) is the source of this 1608-nucleotide messenger RNA. RefSeq names its product aspartate aminotransferase, mitochondrial. NCBI's taxonomy places the organism in Eukaryota, Metazoa, Chordata, Ascidiacea, Phlebobranchia, Cionidae. Gene Ontology annotation, biological process: biosynthetic process; L-aspartate catabolic process. Gene Ontology annotation, cellular component: mitochondrion. Gene Ontology annotation, molecular function: L-aspartate:2-oxoglutarate transaminase activity; pyridoxal phosphate binding. The record is from RefSeq and is a predicted model, not a curated record.
ACUGAACAACAUUGCUGCACAUUUUGUUUCAGCGAAGUUCAUAAUCGUCUGUUUUGUAAUCGUGUAGUGGAAACUUUUAGGAAAUGUCGUUGACAAUCAACAAAAAUAUAUGCAGUUUAUUGCAAAAAUGCAGUGUUGGUCACCGUUCAUUGAAUAGAACUGGGUCAUGGUGGUCAAAUGUGGAAAUGGGACCUCCAGAUCCAAUUCUCGGAGUAACAGAAGCUUUCAAGCGAGAUACCAAUCCUAAAAAGAUGAACUUGGGGGUGGGUGCUUAUCGCGAUGACCAGGGAAAACCUUAUGUUUUGCCAACUGUGAAGAAGGCAGAACUUGCCAUCCAAGGUUUGGAUAAAGAAUAUCUCGGCAUCACUGGCUUGCCUGCAUUUACCAAUGCUGCUGCUGAACUUGCAUUUGGAGCUGGUAACACUGUUCUUACAGACAAGAGGAAUGUGACAGUGCAAGGUAUUUCAGGAACUGGUUCUCUUCGUAUAGGAGCUAACUUUCUUAACAAGUUUUUUACUUCAAACAAAGCAAUCUGGCUCCCAACCCCUUCCUGGGGUAACCAUGUUCCUAUUUUUAAACACGCAGGGUUAGAUGUGGAAUGGUAUCGUUAUUACAAGCCUUCAACCUGUGGUUUUGAUGCUGAAGGUGCUAUGGAGGAUUUGAAUAAAAUUCCGGAAAACUCCAUCGUUCUCUUCCAUGCUUGUGCCCACAACCCUACAGGUGUUGAUCCAAAGCCCGAAAAUUGGAAAGAAAUGUCAUCCAUCUGCAAGAAGCGUAACUUGCUUCCAUUCUUUGAUAUGGCUUACCAGGGUUUCGCAAGUGGUGAUAUUAACAAAGAUGCUUCUGCUAUGCGACUCUUUGUUGCUGAAGGCCACAAUGUGAUACUCGCACAAUCUUUUGCCAAAAACAUGGGACUGUAUGGUGAGCGUGCUGGUGCAUUCACAGUUGUCUGUGCGGAUCAAGAAGAGGCGGCAAGAGUUGAGAGUCAGAUCAAGAUCCUCAUCCGACCGAUGUACUCAAAUCCUCCAUGUAAUGGAGCGCGUAUUGCAUCCACUGUGCUCACUACUCCUGAACUUCGUGAACAAUGGUUAGUGGAGGUAAAAGGGAUGGCAGAUCGCAUCAUCUCAAUGAGGCAGCAACUUGUUGAUAAUCUGAAAAAGGAAGGAUCUACAAGGGAUUGGUCUCACAUUACUGAUCAGAUCGGGAUGUUUUGCUACACUGGCCUCAAUCCAGAUCAGGUUGGUGACUUGACAAAGAAUCAUUCUGUUUAUCUUACCAAAGAUGGAAGAAUUUCUGUAGCUGGUGUUGCAUCUGGUAAUGUGGGUUACCUGGCCCAUGCAAUUCACCAAGUUACCAAGUAAAGUGGAGAUCUGUACGUCAACCAUAAAAACUUCAUCUGUGCUAAAGUUCUAAUUGCUAUGCUUGCUUGUACAACGGUUAAACUUUGUGGUUCUGUAAUUCUGGUGUCUGCAAUGCAUGCUUUUUUAAGUUCCAAGGCAUUUAUUUGUAAUAUAACAUCAUCGUGUUGUAAACUUUGCGCUGUUUUUAUAGAAUUAUAAUUAUGGACUUGUUAAGACUUUAAUAAAACGAACACGCUGUUUUCACAAA